CACUGGGCGCUGGCGCAGCCUAUGUCUCUUGCAGACGUCCAUGUGAUUGUGGCCGAGGAUGAGGAGAUGUUUACGGAGCUGGCCAUCAGCGGCCUACUGUCUCAUGGCUUAUCCGAGAGCCGCUUGAGGACAGCUGAAGAUGGACUUCAGGCAAUUGCCCAUCUCGAUGACCUACAGCAGCAGGAUCCAAACGCCAAGAUCGUGGCGUUCCUGGAUGUCCGCAUGCCCAACUUGGACGGCGAGGAGACGGCCAAACAGAUUCGCGCAAGACAGGUGGGACUCCCGCCAUUCCUGGUGUGUUGUUCUGCCAACGUGGAGUCCUUGUCCGCCUGCGCGCUGGA
Cladocopium goreaui is the source of this 341-nucleotide messenger RNA. The record is from the annotation of a GenBank genome assembly. Lineage: Eukaryota; Dinophyceae; Suessiales; Symbiodiniaceae.